UUUUUUUUUUUUUUUAAAUUACUGUGCACUCCUUCAAUUUGAACUCACACUAUAAACCUGGCCACUUCCUAUUGCAGCUUUUAAUGAAGCAACCUCGUACAUACAGUGCUUAUUCUCUGUGUGGUCAAGCUAGGCUGAGACACAAGAGGCCGCUCUUGAAGUGAAAAGGGCGAAAGCCAGCGCAGUGGUUUUCCCGUUUGACAGCAGGGGCUUGUUUUACAGCACAAAACAACAAGGAUGAAGACUCACAAGCGGCGAUGCAGCGACACAGAUAACAUUAGGGAGGUGUAGCUGAAGUACCGCCAUCUCGAUCAUCCGGCAAGCGAAGCGACGUAAACACCAGGCAACUUGAAUGUCGACGGAGCUGCAGAGCCGCAUCUGUGUGCCUUAGUUGAAGUGCUCCUGGAUUUGUUGUUGUUAGCAGCCAAUGCUAACUAUAGAAGUUGCGAGCUAGCUGGCCUAGCAAGCUAAUAGUCAAAGCGAGUUAAAGACAGUUUAGCCACAUAUGUCUGAGUUUUAACCAACCCGGAAGACUUAACGCGGGGUUUGCUUAGCUGAUGGAGCCAGCUAACCUUGUAUUCAGUUGUUUAAGAACUGUAGCUUUGGUUGAGUAUCAGUCAUAGUAGUUGCCUAGCUCGUCAGUUAGCCACCACUUUCCGUGGAAGAAUGAGUAGAAAACACCGUCAUUUUAAAGGAGCCGAAGUCAGCUGCUGUGUGAAAUACGUUUUAUUUGGAUUCAACAUUGUAUUCUGGUUACUAGGAGCUGCAUUCUUGGGUAUAGGCUUGUGGGCAUGGGCGGAGAAGGGCGUGCUGUCCAAUCUGUCAUCCAUCACAGAUUUAGGGGGCUUUGACCCUGUAUGGCUCUUCAUCGUCGUCGGAGGGGUCAUGUUCAUUCUGGGCUUUGCUGGAUGUAUCGGAGCGCUCAGAGAGAACACCUUACUGCUUAAAUUUUUUUCUGUGUUCCUGGGUUUGAUCUUCUUCCUGGAGCUGACUGCAGGGAUCCUUGCCUUCGUCUUUAAGGACUGGAUCAAAGACCAGCUUAACUUUUUCAUCAACAAUAAUGUCAAGGCAUACCGCGAUGACAUCGACUUGCAGAAUCUCAUCGACUUUGCCCAGGAAUAUUGGUCAUGCUGUGGAGCGCACGGGCCUGACGACUGGAACAUGAACAUCUACUUCAACUGCACUGACAGGAAUCCCAGUAGGGAGCGCUGUGGCGUUCCCUUUUCAUGCUGCAUCAAAGACCCUGCAGAGGAUGUCAUCAACACGCAGUGUGGUUAUGAUGUUCGGCAGCAAAUGGAGUUGGACCGGCAGAAGUUUAUCUAUACGAAGGGCUGCGUGGGACAGUUUGAGAAGUGGCUUCAAGACAACCUGAUUAUUGUAGCCGGCGUCUUUGUUGGAAUUGCACUUUUACAGAUUUUUGGUAUCUGCCUUGCUCAAAACCUCGUGAGUGACAUCAGAGCUGUCAAAGCCAACUGGUGACAGGAGAAUUGAAGUGGGGCGGCCCCAGCACCAAACUCGCAUAGCACACCGUCCGGCUGAGGCGGACAGCCGGCAACUUUUGCCACUGAGCUAAGCAACACACACACACAUGCUCUCACACACCGAUAUGUGUGUGAGUGACGCUUGAAAAAGAAAAUAUAUUUCACAGACAAACCAAACAGUCAGAACUUUGUUUACCACUCAGCUGGGAUUUUAACCCAAAUAUACAGAAGAGAGUCCUGCCUACUUUUUUCCCCCCUCUAUUAUUUUUUUUUUUCUUUCGACAAAUUUAUUUAAGGCACGCAGUUGCACAAGGACUCCAGAAAACUCGGAGAUCAGAAGCCAUGGAUAAAAGACAAAACAAAAUGAGGAAAAACGUCUGCUUUUUAAAAAAAAAAACAAGGAAAAAACACCUCAAGCAACAUGUUGUCACAGAACCUUUGUCCUGCUCCGCAAGGGGGCUGAAGAUCUUCCCUUAAAGUCAGCUCGCACCCACCUCCACACUUCCUUCUCCUCCAGAGGACGAUGACUGGCUGGCCACAUGGAUUCGUCUGCGUGUCAUUUUUCUCCUUUGUGACCUUUUUUAUGACCACUAAAAAAACAAACAAAAGAGAGACAAAAAACUGAACACUGGUCGGUCAUAUCUGCAAAUUUAAGUCACUUCAAGAGUUUUCUGUUCAAGUUCAAAUGUAAAAAGUGCCAUUAAUUUCCAGUUUUGUGUCCUUCCUGUUCUGUACAUGGAACUUGUGCACCUCGACCGCCCCCUUCCCUUAUACCUCAGGGCCUGGCUAAAAAAUGUGUUUCCUGCCGCCAGUUAAAAGCAUAUCUUAUUUUUCCAUCCGUGUCUGUUGAAUUUAGAUAAACGCCAAAAGUUACCCCAUUCGCCCUAUGGUGAUUGCAUCAUCUGUUGAUUGAGUGUAUUGUAUGACAUGAAAUAGUAAGGAUUGUAAGUGUGUGCUAUACAGAGAAAGGGGGUUUAAUGAUAGAGGUUGUUGUUUAUCUCCGAGCAUCCCUCAGGCACAUGGGAUUGCUAGUUUGGGGCCUUUUUAUCUUUUUUUCUUUUUACUUGACUUCUGUGUACCAUAUUUGUCUUAUAUUUUUCUCUUUGCAAAAGAACAUAUGUCUGUUGUUAAAGAUGUUCUUUUAAUUCUUCAUUCAUUUCCUGUCAUUUAUAGAUAAAUCUGUUCUCGGGUUCAUUGUUAAGCUUUACAGGCACCUGUUUUACUUCCAGCUCAUCAGUCAGCUGCAAAUUAGCUUCGUAUUGUGAAUGUUAGCGGUCCUAAUGGAGACCAAAUAAUAUCAUUAGCUAACUGCCAAGGUUUUGUCUGGCCACAAUUCUGUUGUUAUUAGGAAUGCCAAACGAUAACAAAUGGCAUUUCCACGGCCAAAAUGUGAAUUCAUUGUCCCUCCAUGUGGGAAGUGCCAGUUGAACCUAGAAAUCAAAUGACAAUUAAACAAUGUUACAGUAACGCUUUUAUCUUUUAAUUCAGUGUUGUCUUUUUUAUUUUUUUCUUUUUGGAUUGUUUUUUUUUUUAAAAAUAGAAUAGCAAAUACACGCCGUACCUUUAAUAUUAGCGACAGUCUCAAUAUAACAUGAAUGCUGCUUUUAACUUUGACUAGAUUAUUGAUGGUGUAUUACAAUAGUCGAGCUAACAAUCUAUCUCACGUGGCGGCAUUUGUAGAAAACGGUCUGGCCGCUACGGUUUCCAUCUGAGGAAAUAGUCACAUUGUUUUUCAUGUUAAAGUUUACACAUUAUACGUCACCGCCUUUUUAAUUAUUAUGGGGUCCCCCCCCCCCAAUUUAUUCAGUCAUUCAGAACACUCUUGGAGUGAGUUCAGUUCUGCUAUAACUGGCUUCACUCAGUAAUUCUGUAUAUUAUUCAAAGCAUUUAACCACAACAGCUGUUUCUGGCUGUCACAAUGUCAUUCGGAUACAUUGCACAAGCUAGAUUAGGAACGGAUUUACUUGACUGCACACACAGGUCCAUAUAUACACUUUAGAUAUAUACACACACUCUCAAAAAUGAGAAAACAUGUUUGGAAUUGCAAUGCAGACUAGCUGAAAGAUGAGUAGCAUUAAUAUUCUGUGAACAGUGCAGGAAAACUUUCCCUGCUUCUCUCUCAGAGUCGGUCUGCAGAAUACAUAUACAUAGGAGUUCUUUCAGCGACGCCACCUUAAGAUCGUCUGUCGUGUGCACAUGUCACAUGUUGCUUUUCACCCACGCCCCCUCCCUUUUGAAAAAAAAAUCAAGAAUCUACCUGAUCAUAGUGCACCUGUUUCAGAGCCUCUACCAUUCUGAUGUAUUUUUAAACAUCGGGCUCUUUUGACAAAAGAGGAACACACGACAAAGUGGGAGUCAUUUGAGUUUAGGCGCCGCGAAUGCACAAGUAGAAAUAUCGCCAGCGGAGAACAAUGCAUCUGCACAAGAGCGACAGAGCCUUAAUGACUUCUCCCCGGUUCAGGUAGAUGCGUGUGUAUAGGAGAGGCUCAUUUAUAUCAGCACUUUAGGUCUAAUCAGUGAGUAACAGCUUCCAGUAAUCUCCAAAAACAGAUUUCAUUUAGAAUAAAUAUGGAGUCGUUUUACAGGAUGUACUUGCAGUUAAUUCUCACCUGGAGUUAUAUUUUCGUGACGUGCCGUGAAAGUUGUUUGUCAUGCUUUGUGUGUGGGCUUCUUUGAUUUCACUUACUGUUCAGUCUGUUAGAUGAAUCUGGAUGAAACCUGUGUGUGUGUGUGUGUUUUGUUGUUUUCUUUUUUCUCUUCCCUCCAUACAUCUGUGGGUUGAAACGAAUGUGUGCCACUAAUUAACAAAUGAGAAAGUUUAACAAAUCUGUGAAGCAUUUUCAUGUUUUUUUUUUUU
Haplochromis burtoni (Burton's mouthbrooder) is the source of this 4338-nucleotide messenger RNA. It is a transcript of the gene tspan17, whose product is annotated as tetraspanin 17. Lineage: Eukaryota; Metazoa; Chordata; Actinopteri; Cichliformes; Cichlidae. The record is from RefSeq and is a predicted model, not a curated record. Gene Ontology annotation, biological process: regulation of vascular endothelial growth factor signaling pathway; protein localization to plasma membrane; protein maturation. Gene Ontology annotation, cellular component: membrane.